GGACCUUUUGGGAAUGGGAUCUACGUGCACAGAAGAGCUAUACGGGUGUAAAUACUGACAGACUGGCUAGUAAUCCCAUUUGUGGUGCAUCAGGUGCCUCCUCCUGCUGCGGCUGCACCUGCUGCUGCGGUUAAGUUUGAAGGACUGCCUGAGAAAAAGAAGAUGAAGGUGAAAUGGAGUCAAGUGCUUUUGGUCUUCUUCCUGGUGGUGUCUGUAAUCAUGACGGGCUGCUUCUUUUGGCAAUACCAACUGCCCAAACUGCUGCCAGAUGAAAGCAUGGGUCGCAAUACUAAAGCAGAAAUGAUCUGUCCACGUUUUCCCGAGCCUGUGCCAUUGGAGCACCCUAUUCCCAUACUGAAGGACGCUCUUGAGAAGGUGGACGUGAUACUGCGCCAGAGCACUAACCCUGUCAGCCUGCCCUCACUGUCGGCUAUUGUUGUUCUGAACGACACUGUGCUGUGGACCGGCAACUUUGGGAAGAAGAACAUCAGUGACCCUCUGGCUGGCCCUCCAAAUGAGUACACUGUCUACAGAAUUGCCAGCCUGUCAAAGAUCUUCCCCACUCUGAUGUUGUACAAGCUGUGGGAGGAUGGGAAAAUUGCCUCCUUAGAUGACCCUCUGGAGAAGUACGUGGAUAACUUCACCAUCAAGAACCCUUUGGGGAGGUCCCGGGACUCAGAGCUCAAGCACAUCACAGACGGACUCAUAUUUUUGGACAGCGGAGAGGUGCAGAUACGCUCCACGUCAGUCACUCUGAGGAGGAUGGCUAGUCAGCUCUCAGGUUUGCCCAGAAGACUUCGAGCCACCAGUUUGCUUUGGAAAGGCAGAACACAAACCGCAAUUAACCUUCUACAAGAUGAUGUUCUCGUAGCCGACCCAGGCACCAAAUGCCAUUACAGUAACUUGGCCUUUUCACUACUUGCUCACGUCAUGGCAGAAAGAAUAGUUGGCGUGGAAUACCAGCGCUGGGUCCUUGACAACAUUUUAGACCGUUUGGGGAUGGAGGACACUGGCUUUGAUGUAUCUCCUGGAGUCUACAGUCAAAUGGCAGUCGGGGUUUAUGCCAAUGGCAAACCAGCACCCCUCUAUGACCUUGGUUGGUAUCGCCCAUCUGGUCAAAUGUACUCAACAGCAGCAGACCUAGCCAAACUUGCCAUGAUGCUUUUGGGAGCUUACCAUCGUAAACUACUUGAGCCGGAUUCCUUGAAGAUCAUGCUAACUCCACUCUACAGGUGUGAGAAGGAUUACUUUGCCAACCGCACUGGAACACCAUGGGAGGUCAAUGAGCUUAUGGGGUAUGAGGUUUUGCGCAAAGAUGGUGAUUUGGAUGGUUAUUCUGCAACCUUUUCAUUAGUCCCAAGACUAAAGUUAGGAUUUAUAGUUUUAAUGGCAGGAAGUCGACCACAAAAACAGGAUAUAGUCAUCAAAGCAUACAACCAAAUAAUUCCCGCCAUAGAAAAAGCUUUCAGAGAAGCCACAAAAGUACUCAACGCACCACCAAAAGCUGACCCAUAUGUUGGCUUCUUUACUUACAGCAACAUCACAUUUUAUGAAAUAAGAGCUGGCUCUGACGGAGUUUUGAUCAUGCAACAAUUUGGGCCACAGAUCGAAGAGCUAAUACCAGAAAAAUACAGGACAAUAAAACUGAACUAUUUAGUCGAUCGUGUCUUUAGAGUUGUUUUCGAGACAGAAUAUCCCUGUGUUCUGCGAGUGGGCACUGCCUCUGUGUCUCUGGAGGCACAAGACGGACAGUUAUUUAACUUCUACAACUUCAACAAAAGAGGUGUGUCGCCCGGAUUUGAUGCACCAGGACUUAACACUUACAACGUGGUGAGAAUAGCUCGGAGACCCUCUUUUUCAAGCUGAAGUAUAGCUUUGCAAAAGUGUA
Messenger RNA from Periophthalmus magnuspinnatus, 1888 nucleotides. It is a transcript of the gene lactbl1b, whose product is annotated as lactamase, beta-like 1b. Lineage: Eukaryota; Metazoa; Chordata; Actinopteri; Gobiiformes; Gobiidae. The record is from RefSeq and is a predicted model, not a curated record. The coding region runs from base 163 to 1866 and encodes 567 amino acids. The transcript is spliced from 7 exons.